Molecule: messenger RNA, 384 nt
Organism: Dichomitus squalens LYAD-421 SS1
Lineage: Eukaryota; Fungi; Basidiomycota; Agaricomycetes; Polyporales; Polyporaceae
Exons: 3
Coding region: 1-384 (127 amino acids)
Source: RefSeq, a predicted model, not a curated record
AUGCCUCACGUUCUUUCGUUCGACAGCGCUCGCCUCGCGGUACGAGCGCCCCAGGCUUCUGCUGCGGAGUCUUCGGUGCGACCGACGACUGUUCUUGGUAGCCUCACGAACGCCGCGUCUAUCGCGACGAGCUCAGAAGUACCCUCUGGCAAUGGCGAAGUCAGUUUCACGGGGACUCCUACGCAACUCGUGGAGAGCCCUCCUGCGCUCAGCCCGUCCGGCUCGAGCACUUUCGACACGCCCUUUUUCCCGACCCCUACACAGACUCAAGCCUCCGGGGACGACCGGUCUCUAGGGCGCACAAAGAUCGCUGUCGAGGGAGCGCUCGUAGUAGUCGCCGCAGCACUCAUCAUCCUCCUCUCUCUCUGGAGGGAGACUGGGUGA